AUGCCGCCCACAAAGAAAAAGAAGAGCAAGGGACCUGUGGCUCCCGCGCCCUCCGGCCGUGCCCAGGGCCGGUUGCCAGGCCUACCGUCACCCGCGCUGUGCUGCGCCUGCGGUCUGUGCGUGCUGCUGGCGGGUGUGAACGUGACGCUAGUGGGUGCGUUCGCCUCCUUCCUGCCAGGGCACAAUGUGCCACUGAUCGUAGGACCGGUGCUGCUAGUGCUGGCGCUCGGUUUUUUCGCAGCCUGCUGCGUGUGUAGCCGCCGAGGCCCUGCGCUCCGUACGCGCUCCUUGGAAGCGGCGGCCCGGGGCCAGAAUGGCGGGCGCGCGGGGCCAGUGGCGCUGGAGAUGGAAAGCAGCGAGCGCACGGCGCAGGACACCACGGCCGUACAGCUCAGCCCCGCUGCCUCGGCCGCGUCCUCUGGCCGCUCCAGCCCGGGCCCGGGCCCCGGCCUCUUCAGCCUGGACGCGCCCUCACCCACAGCAGUUUGUGUGCCGCGCCCCGAAGGGUCGCAGCUCAACCUGCCCCGGGAGCUGUCCGCCUCCUAG
Urocitellus parryii (Arctic ground squirrel) is the source of this 546-nucleotide messenger RNA. RefSeq names its product transmembrane protein 275 (gene Tmem275). The record is from RefSeq and is a predicted model, not a curated record. Lineage: Eukaryota; Metazoa; Chordata; Mammalia; Rodentia; Sciuridae.